Messenger RNA from Gaeumannomyces tritici R3-111a-1, 543 nucleotides. RefSeq lists its product as hypothetical. The record is from RefSeq and is a predicted model, not a curated record. Bases 1 to 543 code for a protein of 180 amino acids. The transcript has a single exon. NCBI's taxonomy places the organism in Eukaryota, Fungi, Ascomycota, Sordariomycetes, Magnaporthales, Magnaporthaceae.
AUGCUUUAUAGUACUACCUUGGCAAAGGCCGCAGUGGCGAGCGACCUAAAAUUCCAUCACGCCGGCACCGCUCAGCAGCACCAGCAUCAGCAGCGAGGACGAUUACUAAGAACCGUGCUGAAGCGGUGGGCUAGCGCUAGCAACCUCGGCGAACAGCAGCAGCUCCCAGAGGUGGGGUCGCCCAUCGAGCUGACGUCGUACCCGCCCGCCGAGAAAAGUCCAGCGCCGCCGGGCCCGGCCCCAAUCCCAGCUCCAGCCGCUGCACCCCUCGGCGUCCCCCGCCGCCGCCGCGCCGCCACCACCACCGCCGCCGCAGACCGAAGCGCUUAUCGCCGGAUCCCCGAGCUGCAGGAACCUGGUCCUCGCCGCGCCGUCACAACUAUCCCGCCGGCAUCGCCCGGCCUGCAGCCACCAUCACCACCACCACCAGCCAGCAGCACCCCGGAGCGCCGCGCCCGCUCCGCCCAGCCGCCGACGGCCUGCCGCCUGCACGCGCGGAGCGUGACGGCCAGCGAGAUCGUCUGGAAAGGCCAUUGGGACUAG